Molecule: messenger RNA, 792 nt
Organism: Coccidioides immitis RS
Lineage: Eukaryota; Fungi; Ascomycota; Eurotiomycetes; Onygenales; Onygenaceae
Exons: 3
Coding region: 1-792 (263 amino acids)
Source: RefSeq, a predicted model, not a curated record
AUGGAUACCGAUAAAAACUAUGAAUUCCUGAUGGGUAUAAAAAGUUCUUUUUCGCUUGACGAGUCUGGAAGCUCUUCUAGUGCGGAGGAUAAGGCAGUCCGUCGACAAGUUGCUCUUCUCAUCUCUAGCUAUAAAACAAGCGAUUCUCGGAAAUUUGAAGCGGACGUCAAACAAUUUCUUGACGAAGGGACAAUUCCACCCACCAUCAACAAACAAGACGUUAAAUCAGACUCUACUGGGAGUGGAACCGCGAUCCCCCCUGGAGUUACGCUUGAAAAACACCUAGAAAACCUCCAGCAUUUGAUAGAACUCAACAAUGUCCAUCCAGAGCCAGAAGACAUCGCUGGUGAAGAGAUUGAUUUUACAAAUCUCAUGGAUUUCUCUGAACUGGAGAAGAUUCCUCGCAAGCUUGAAGGUUUUCUCAAGUGGAGGAUAGCCUUCCAGCAGAAGCAAGCGAACAGUAUGCUCAAACAAUACUCAGAGAAGUAUGGGUAUCAACCACUGUUUCGUAAGGCAAUUCGAGAAUAUUUCACAACGGAUCUUUUAGGUCUUUCAAACCCAUUUUGGGGAUAUCGUCGCCGGCGCUUUAAUACGCAUGCUCAGGAGCUUUGUGCACAGGCAAUCAACGAAUUUCCUUGGCUCAAUAAUGCAGAGAAAACAGUGGUGGUUCAAGCAAGCCAUUGCUUCCCCCAGGAUGCUGAACAGUUUUGGAGGUGGAUUACAAAGAACCGACUAUCGUAUCUGUCUCUUAUUGCUAUGUUACAGGAUCCUGACCACAAGUUCACCGAAUAA